CGUGAUUUUGGGUAGGCUCACUCAAUAUAAAUACUCGGUUUCACUUACCCUUCGUCACAAGCUUUCUAGUCGCAGUACUGAGAACUUUAGUUUAACACGCACAACCACAAAACCUAACCUCUUUCAUCAUGUACAAGCAAGUGAUCAUCGCUCUGGCUCUUAUCGCCGCCGUCGCCGCCUCCCCCUACGCCUGGUCCGCCGGCUACGGAUACGCUUCCCCUUACGCUGCUGCCCCAUACGCUAGCUACGGAUACCCCGCCGCUUCAUACGCUGGUUACGGAUACGGAUACGCUCGUGGUGCUUACGGAGCUUACGGAGGCUACCCCUACGCUGGCUACGGAUACCCUGCCGCCGGUGCCUACCCCUACUCCUCCAUUUACGGAGGCUACGGAUCCUACGGACUCCUCAAGAAGUAAAUUGACCCGUUUUCAAAAGUUCCUGUGAUACCAUAACCGUACAACAAUCAUGCUCUGUGUGUGGUUUGACCGACUGCCAUGUCAACUUACCAAUUUAAAUCCAUAUUUGUAAUGAAAUUUCUUAAAAUUUACGUGUAAAUUUUAGUUCCAAUCUGCGACUACUAUGUAGUUUAUGUACAAUAAAAAUCCAUACUUCACACCCAAAA
Messenger RNA from Bemisia tabaci, 622 nucleotides. RefSeq lists its product as uncharacterized. The record is from RefSeq and is a predicted model, not a curated record. Lineage: Eukaryota; Metazoa; Arthropoda; Insecta; Hemiptera; Aleyrodidae.